Molecule: messenger RNA, 2342 nt
Organism: Lemur catta (Ring-tailed lemur)
Lineage: Eukaryota; Metazoa; Chordata; Mammalia; Primates; Lemuridae
Gene: G6PC1
Product: glucose-6-phosphatase catalytic subunit 1
Exons: 5
Coding region: 188-1267 (359 amino acids)
Biological process (GO): gluconeogenesis; glucose 6-phosphate metabolic process
Cellular component (GO): membrane
Molecular function (GO): glucose-6-phosphatase activity
Source: RefSeq, a predicted model, not a curated record
AUGCACCUUUGAUCAAUAAAUUUUAGACAAAUGUGGUUUUUGAGUCCAAAGAUCAGGGCUGGGUUGACCUGCAGACUGGAUACAGGGUGUAUACAGGGGCAAGGCACAGGCUGAUAGCAGAGCAAUCACCACCAAGACUGAAAUAAGUGCAAGGGCUCUGCCGACGGCUUCCUGAGGUGCCAGGGAAAUGAGGAUGGAGGAUGGAAUGAAUGCUCUCCAUGACUUUGGGAUCCAGUCAACACACUACCUGCAGGUGAAGUACCAAGACUCCCAGGACUGGUUCAUCUUGGUGUCUGUAAUUGCAGACCUCAGGAAUGCCUUCUACGUCCUCUUCCCCAUCUGGUUCCAUCUUCGAGAAGCUGUGGGCAUCAAACUCCUCUGGGUAGCUGUGAUCGGAGACUGGCUCAACCUCGUCUUUAAGUGGAUUCUCUUCGGACAGCGCCCAUACUGGUGGGUCCUGGACACAGACUACUACAGCAAUACUUCUGUGCCGCUGAUAAAGCAGUUCCCUGUCACCUGUGAGACUGGACCAGGGAGCCCCUCCGGCCAUGCCAUGGGUGCAGCAGGUGUAUACUACGUGAUGGUCACAUCCACCCUCUCUAUCUUUCGGGGAAAGAAAAGGCCGACCUACAGAUUUCGGUGUUUGAACAUCAUUUUGUGGUUGGGAUUCUGGGCUGUGCAGCUGAACGUCUGUCUGUCACGAAUCUACCUUGCUGCUCACUUUCCCCACCAGGUCGUUGCUGGAGUCUUGUCAGGCAUUGCCGUGGCUGAGACUUUCCGCCAUAUCCAGGGCAUCUACAACGCCAGUCUCAAGAAAUAUUUUCUCGUCACCUUCUUCCUGUUCAGCUUUGCCAUUGGCUUUUACCUGCUGCUGAAGGGGCUGGGUGUAGACCUCCUGUGGACUCUGGAAAAGGCCAAGAGGUGCUGUCAGCGGCCAGAAUGGAUCCACAUUGACACCACGCCCUUUGCCAGCCUCCUCAAGAACGUGGGGACCCUCUUUGGCCUGGGGCUGGCGCUCAACUCUAGCAUGUACCAGGAGAGCUGCAAGGGCAAACUCAACAGGUGGCUCCCAUUCCGCCUCAGCUGCAUCGUGGCCUCCCUUGUCCUCCUGCACCUCUUUGACUCCUUAAAACCCCCGUCGCAAAUCGAGCUGAUCUUCUACGUCCUGUCCUUCUGCAAGAGUGCGGCAGUGCCCCUGGCAUCUGUUAGUGUCAUCCCCUACUGCCUUGCUCGGGUCCUGGGCCAGCCGCACAAGAAGUCUUUGUAAGGGAUGUGGAGUCUUCAGUAUUUGAAGUCCAUGGCUGUGCCGGGGUUGAGGGGGACUAGGGUCUUCUGCCAGCCCAUUUUGAGGCCAGAGGUGCUAACGUCAGCUCAGGGGAUCCCCUUCUACAAUCCUAAUCACAUUGGGUGAUGUUUCUGAAAAGCCAGCGCAGCUAUUUGAGAAAGCCUUGACUGUUAGAAGUGGGGUCAUUCUGGGUUUUUCCUUGAAUUUCCUACUUGUGCUCAUUGUUACCAAGAAAAGGAGAGAGAAGCAGUAUAUUUGAUAGGGAAAGAAGGACGGAUGAAGGUGGAGUUUUCAGUAUGCUGCAUAUCAUGCAGACUAUGUGCCAUGCAAUGUCUAAACGGCUUCAAUUAUAUGCCAAGGCACUCUCAAUCACGGGGGACCAAACUAAAGUAUAAUUAACAAGUGGUUAAUGGGGUAAUUCUGCUUCUCAUAUUUUUCUACUGUACAUACAUGUAUGUAAUACAUUCAUCGUUGUGUUUACUUGGAUUUCUGAAUGGCUGCAGUGACCUACACAUAGUACCAGGUCAGACUAUUCAGGCAUAGUGGACUUCUCCUCUAUCACAUUACAUCUUCCUCCUCAUGAGCCCAGCUCUGCUUUCUCUGCUUUCCCCAGAAUUUUCCACAUCCACCCUGCUGUAUCUUCAGAUGGCUAACGGGCAACCCUGUGGGGAUACUUUUUGUACGUUGCAGUUAAACUCCGAAAUCUUGGACAAAAUAGCAAGGCGAGGGCCAGGAUUCCUCUCUCCAGAAGGUCACUCCAAUGUUACUUUUGAUUCCUGGAGGGUAAAUAUGACUCCUUUCUCUAUCCCAAGCCAAUCCAGCCACAUUCAUAGAGGAAAAGCCAGUUCCUCCUUGCCUAUUCUCCAAUCUCAACUGAUUUGCAGAAUAUGCCCUUAAAAAAAAAAUCUGAAGACUAUUUAUUUGAAAGACCUUGUGUUUCUUACUAAUUAUAUAGUAUACCAUACAUAUAUUAUCAUUCACACCAACCAUCCUGCUCAUAACAUCUUUGAAAAGAAAAAUAUAUAUGUGCAGUAUUUUAUUAAAACAUUUUAUUUAA